GUCAGCAUCAUGCUCGACCUUCAGAAGUUUGCAACGGCAGUGGCUGGCUCAGAUUGGCGGUCCACGAUAUUCAUCACAACCGCACUUCUUAUGGGCUACAUCUUCAUUUUCCGCCCUAUACGGAACAUAUUUUUCCAUCCACUCAAGAAGUACCCGGGGCCCAAACUCUUUGCUGCAUCCUCGAUUCCUUAUGGAUUCUGGUAUAUGACAGGCAAAUGGCAUACCAAGAUCCGCCAGCUGCACGCCACGUACGGCCCUGUCGUUCGUAUUGGACCGAAGGAAUUAUCGUAUGCUACCCCAGAGGCAUGGGAGGACAUAUAUGGUCGUUACGUGCCGGCCAAGCGCAAAGAGAAUCCAAAACCAACGUGGUACUGCAGCCCAGACGCCCACGAUAUGGUCGGCGCCAGUUUGGGUGAUCAUGGCCGCAUGCGCCGCGUCAUGGCACCGGGCUUCACCUACAGCGCCAUGUGCAAGCAAGAGCCUCUGAUCAAAACUCAUGUCGACUUGUUCCUUUCUAAGCUGCACAACAUCUGCGAACAAGGAAAAGCGACGGUCAACAUGCUCGAGUGGUUCACCUACUGCACCUUCGACCUGAUCGGCGACUUAUCGUUUGGUGAACCCUUUGGUUGUUUGGAAAACGCCAUGUUGCACCCAUGGCUCCAGCUCGUCUUUGCGAAUAUUUACGUCACGCACAUAAUUUUGCUGUGCAAGCGCAUCCCCUUCUUCUACCUCUUUCUGCCUGUCAAGACGACUCUUCAGUUGUAUCGCGAUUUUAACCGACACGUCGUUCUCCUACGCCAAGUUGUUGAGCGCAGAUUGUCACUAACAACACCGCGCCAUGACUUCAUGGAGAUCAUGACGUCGAAGCAGAGCAACACCCUUUACAUGACCAACGAGGAGAUUUUCAAGAACGCCAUACUUCUUACCGGUGGCGGCGCAGAGACCACUUCCAGCAGCCUCACGGGUAUGGCGUUCAUCUUGACGACCAGGCCUGACGUCAAACAACGUAUCGUCGACGAACUGCAUGCGACUUUCCCGACUGAGGAAGACAUCAACAUGCGGAGCGUCGCGCAACUGACGUACACGGGCGCCUUCAUCGAAGAAGCGAUGAGGUACUAUCCUCCGGGCCCAAAUACGAUGUGGCGCACGACUCCCGCUGGCGGCAACACCAUCCUUGGCGAAUACAUCCCUGGAAACACCAUCCUCGGCAUUCCACACCGUGUCUUGUACCGCAGUGAAGCAUAUUGGAAGCAUGCUGAUGAAUUCCAUCCCGAGCGCUGGUUACCAGAUGGCGAGCGUCCGGCCGAGUUUGAUCAGGACCGCCGCGAGGGGUUCCACCCGUUCUCUUACGGCCCGCGUGCUUGCAUCGCCAUGAACUUGGCGUACGCGGAGAUGCGUUACAUCCUCGCUCGAUUCUUGUGGAACUUUGACAUUCAAGGCACGGAGCAGAGUAAAGGUUGGAUGGACAAUCAGAAGGCGUACUUGUUACAGCUGGCACACGGGGCAACGGCGGCGGCGGCAGGCGUGACUGCACACGUCAGCUACUUUAGCAGAGGAGAACAUCAUGGCAGCGGGGCGCGAUGGCUGACAGGCAGUGCUGCAGUCGUGAGCACUGCAGCGGUGCUGAAGCGAUAUGGCGCGAUAGUACGGUAUGCGAUGAUGAGGAGGAUGGGGGUGGAGACAUCGGAGGCGCACACGGCGCCCAGUCUGGGAGAGUGGCAAGCAUGUCUGGGCUGGGCACUGGCCAUCUUGGCAUGCUUCCUUGUCGGCGUCUAUGCGAGUUUACUGACAUACCGCCUGCUCCUCCACCCACUCAAUCGCUUCCCCGGCCCCUUUGCAGCGCGCGUCAGCGACCUAUGGCUAUCAUUGCAGUUAGGCGGCCAUGAUAUGCACCGGCUCAGCGAACAGCUGAGCACGGUAUAUGGCGACGUCGUUCGCGUCGGCUCAUCGACGCUGAUGCUCACCCACCCGCAGGCUGUUGCAGCCAUCCACGGGCCUGGCACCCGCUGUCGAAAGGCUGCUAUGUACGACUUUGAGCAGCCCAAUCGCGGCAUCGCUACUCGCGAUGUUAGCCUUCAUGCUGCCCGUCGCCGGCUCUGGAGUAAAGGGUUUGGGGAUAAGGCGCUUCGGUCCUACGAGCCCCGCGUGGCCGUCUAUGUGCAGCAACUGCUUGCGCGUAUUUCACAAGCCCAUGGCAAGGCCAUCGACGCAGCCCGACUGACAGAGGCAUUUGCAUUCGAUACCAUGGGCGAUCUGGGCCUUGGAAGCGACUUUGGCAUGCUACACAGUGCCACGACGCAUGCUGCUGUCGAACAGCUCGUCCAGGGCAUGGCCAUCAUGGGUCGUCGACUGCCCAUGUGGUUGAUGCGCCUGCUUGUCGACAUUGCCCAGUCUCUCGUGCCCACGGAAGCAACGACGGGAUUCCUAGCCUUUUGCUACCAUCAUCUCGACCGCCUCAUGCUGAUGACCGACCUCGAGCGCGCCGAGCGGCCAAGCCUUAUGGCUCCCAUGAUCGCCCACUACGAGCAGCAGCCACCCGCCCAUCGCGACCUAUCGGCGCUUCGCAAUGACUGUCGUUUCAUAGUCAUCGCUGGCAGCGACACCGUGGCUGCGACUCUAGCAUUCGCCAUGUUCUACCUCGCCAAGCACCCCCAACACGUGCUCCUUGUGCGAAAAGAGCUGCAACCGCUUCGGCCCGCCAGCGGCCCGUACCCCGACCACCGACUCCGUGACAAUGCCCCUCAUCUGAACGCCAUCAUUAGCGAAACGCUGCGCCUGCACCCUCCUGCCUCGACCAUCAUGCGCACUACUCCACCAGAAGGCAUCACCGUAGCUGACACCUUCAUUCCGGGCGACAUGACAGUCUUCUCAUCGCAAUAUGCCAUCGGCCGCUCUGAAGCCCUCUACACAGACGCCGCCGACUUUCGGCCCGAACGCUGGCACUCUGAGCCUGGCCUUGUAAAAGACGCGUCGGGCUAUGCACCUUUUUCUGUGGGCCACCACAGCUGUCUAGGUCGACCGCUCGCUUCCAUGGAGAUGCGCCUUGUUCUCGCUGAAACUCUGUCACGCUACAGUGUCUCCUUUGCACCCGAUUUUGACUAUGCCUCCUUCCUCGAUCGUGUUCAUGACUGCAUGUCGUGGCACAUUGGGAACUUGGACCUGUGUUUUACUCCACUCAACUGA
Alternaria burnsii is the source of this 3183-nucleotide messenger RNA. RefSeq lists its product as uncharacterized. Gene Ontology annotation, molecular function: oxidoreductase activity, acting on paired donors, with incorporation or reduction of molecular oxygen; iron ion binding; monooxygenase activity. The transcript has 5 exons. The annotation marks the transcript as partial. NCBI's taxonomy places the organism in Eukaryota, Fungi, Ascomycota, Dothideomycetes, Pleosporales, Pleosporaceae. The record is from RefSeq and is a predicted model, not a curated record.